AGUCACCAUCCAGCACUGAGCCUGGAUGCGGGAGCGCACGCUCGGCCACGCAUGCGGUGGUACAGGCAAGCUGAUCGGUCAGAGCGGGAUGGACAUCUCGGCUCAACCGAAAGCUGCUGGAGGUUGUCCUUUUUGGGAGGCGCUGGAGCUGAGGGCGUGAUGAGGAGCGAACCGUCAGUUUCCAUUUAAUUUGCUGUCUUUACGCAGGGUGGAGAGGUGCGCUCUGCCGCCAGUAAUCCGCUUGGCGGGGAGGAGCAGGGGAAAGCUCUCUCCAGACUGAAGCAGAGUGAGAGGGGAGGGACAGCAGGUUAAGUCGGAUACGGACCCACAGAGUUAAACAGCGUGUGGUCAUAAGGACCGACUGUAGUUGGCAGGCAGGCUGCUGGGAUUCCUCUUGGCACGAUGAGCGGACCAACAAAAGUUAAGUUCCAGUCAGGCCUCUAUGGAGGAAACCACAACAGUAGCAGCUCUACUCUCUCCAGCAGAGCAAAUUCACCAAUCACAUGUGAGCGUUGUCGGGAGGCUUGUCGUGGAGAGGUGGUGCGUGUGAAAAACAUGCACUUCCAUGUUCACUGCUUCACCUGCCAAGUGUGCGGCUGUGACUUGGUGCGCUCUGGUUUCUUCCAUCAUUCUGAUGAGUACAUCUGUACUGAGGACUACCAGCGCCUGUAUGGGACCCAGUGCGACAGCUGUGACCAGUACAUCACCGGAGAGGUGGUCUCUGCCAUGGGGAGGACGUAUCACCCACACUGUUUUGUCUGCAGUGUCUGCAGGCUUCCAUUCCCAAUUGGAGACAGAGUGACCUUCUGUGGGAAAAAGUGUGUGUGUCAGCAGUGCUCACACUCUCUGAAAAAGGACAAGCCUGUUAAGAUUCUUGGACCGAGCUACUGUGCAGGCUGCAGCCAAGAGAUCAAACAGGGCCAGUCUCUGCUGGCUUUGGAGAGGCAGUGGCAUAUCACUUGUUUCAAAUGUAGGACGUGUGGCUGUGCUCUCACUGGAGAAUACAUCAGCAAAGACGGGAUUCCUUACUGUGAGGAUGACUACCACACUCAGUUUGGAAUCAGGUGUGAGGGCUGCAGCAGGUACAUCAGCGGUAGAGUACUCGAGGCUGGAGGGAAGCAUUACCACCCGAGUUGUGCCAGGUGUGCCCGCUGUCACAUGAUGUUUCAGGAAGGAGAGGAAAUGUACCUAACAGGUUCGGAGGUUUGGCACCCGAUGUGUAAAGAAGCAGCUCGGCUGGAAAGAAAACUUAGGCAUCUGAGGCGAACCUCUGAGACUGCAUCCAUUUCUCCUUCAGGUUCCUCUCCCCUCCUCGGCUCUCCUCACCGGCUCAUCUGUUCUUUGGGUUCCUUAUCGCCAUACGCUCAUGACCUCUUGGACAGCGUUGAGUUGAGAAAGAGACUUUCUUCCAGCUCUGCAUUCUCGGAGUCUCCUGCACAUGGUCACCACGGAGGAUCCCCGCUGCAUUAUUAUGUCCCCGGCAGUGAGAGUGGCAGGAGUUCACCAUAUUACACUCAACCAGAGCCCAGGUGUACCACACCCACCUCCUCCACCUUCCAAGUUCCCAAGCAUUUCCAUGUCCCAGUGUCUGAAGAAAGCAACAUUUAUAGGAAACCCCCCAUUUACAAAAGGCAAGACAUUCCUGCAUCUCCAACCAACAGGAGUAAGAUCAAUGAGAAUCUCAUCAAUUCCACUCACCUUUCCACUUCCAACUGCAACAGCCUUUAUCACACAGACUCCAAUUAUUUUCCGUAUGGUGGCUCUCCAAAAGUCUCCAGGGUGAGGAGGUUUUCAUCUGGAGGAGAAGAGGAUGGAUGGAAUCAUAAUUUAAACAAGGGCAUUGGCAGGAUGAUCUUAAAGGAAGAGAUGAAGGCACGAUCAGGGGUCCAGGACAACAACCACUGGAGGAGUGCGCGCAGUUCCCAGAGUAACAGCAAGGAGACGCUAAACAAUCUGGAAUACAACUCCCUUAAUGGCUCCCCGAGAUCUACUUUAAGUGCAGACAACGACUCGUACACUGCCAAAUCUGCCUCGUUGCCAGGCUACGGCAGGAAUGGGCUGAACAGGCCUGGAAGUGCAGACACAGAUUAUUACCAGUACGACAGCAGUAAUGCAGUUAACUGGCAGAUAAGAGAAUACAAGAUCUACCCAUAUGAAGCUUUGAUGGUGUCAGUAAGAGGGCAGCAAUGUCUUCCCAGCGAUGUGGAUAGAGCCCGACUGGAGCGUCACCUUUCACCAGAAGAGUUUUAUCGAGUCUUUGGCAUGUCCAUGUCUGCCUUUGAUCGUCUGGCUCAGUGGAAAAAGAAUGAACUGAAGAAACAGGUCCGACUCUUUUAGGAAAGUCACAAAACCCAGUCGAUUCUGCUGCAGUCCAGGUGGAACAUCAACAGCGCUCUGAAUGCUGCUUCCAAAAAGAUUUUACCUAGGACUGAAUGCUGAAUAGAAAGCAUUGGGUCUGACAAAUUGCAACUGAUAAUGCACUAAGGUUUAUUUAGCAAUAACUGUAAAGGCAGCAAGGGCUAAAUUGGAUGAUAGAAACCUGCAAGAAAUGUGGUAAUACUGCAACAGACAAGAAAUAGAAUGGGUUUGAUGCUACUUCUCCGCCUUGUACCAACAGAUGGCAGUGUGUUCCAGUCUUAGUCGGAGGUGCUGCCAUGCAGAAAGAUUCAUGUUAAAAUAUGAUCCUGCUUUUAAAAAUCAGCAGAUAAGAAGAUUAAAGGAUCCGACUUUACCCAGAAACGCCCUCAAAGACAAGCAAACGUCAUAGCAAAAUAAACUUUGUGAGAAUCUAAGCAUUAAAGUUACUAAAUAUUAUGGUUUUUAUAAAUUACAACUACUAGAAACCAAAACUUCUCUAAUGUUUUUGUAUUGUGUAAUUGUUUAUUUAAUUUCUAUUCGAGAUUAUCUGAAGCCAUAUCAACAUUAGGACUUUUGUACUAUUUACUGAUAUGUGAUUUGAAAAAAAAAAAUAAAUGUGACUUAGCUGUAUUGUGGCUUUGAGUGAACAGAACUUUAAAGUUAAGUUUAGGUAAAAAAUGGACGUUUAUUGCCUAAAAUGUUGCUGGGUUUUAUUUAAAGAAAGCUAAUUUAGUCUCUCUUGAGCACUUGAAUCCUGACAUAAAUCAGGCUGACUGAUAAUGAAUCUGUGUGCGUGAUAAUAUUAUAUCUUAAUGAAGGAUAUUUAGUGUAGGGAAUUCUGAUAAAAAUGGAAAUGAGAAAAAGAGAUGUGACAAAAUCCGUAUGGGCUGCAUAAACAAAUGUGUGUGUAUGUAUUUGGGUUUUACAGAUUGCAACAAUUCAUCACUUUUACAAUAUUUAUCACACUCAAACUCUUAUUUUGUAUUUGUUGGAGGUAUUUUUUAUUAUUUAUCAUCUACAAUUCCCUGUCUUUCAGUACUGCUUCAAAAUAAUUAUUAUGAUUUAUAAUGAUCCAUCUAUCCAUUUGUUAUCGAAUACAGUCAAUACGCUUAUCCCUUGAGGGUUUGCAAGAAGUGCUGGUGCCUGUCUCCAGCGAUUUAUAAUGAUACAUUUAUUUAUUUUUCGUCCAUUUUAAAUACAGACAUACAUGCACUGCCCUAAUUUGCACCGCUAAUAACAUAUUACUAAUAAUAUGUAGUAGUACUGUAGUAUACAGUAAGUGUUUUUUUCAUUUUUAAAUUUAAUUUGAAUAUUUGUAUUGACUGGGGGAAAAAAUCAUCUUUAUCUUUUAUUUAUUUGUUUGUUUUUUUACAAAACUAAUUGCCAUAAUUAUUGGCCUCCUCAACAACUGUUUUACAACUGUUCAUUUAUCCUUGUAGAAGUCAGUGAGGAGGAUUGUUAGUAAAACAAAACAAAAAAAAAACAGCCUCCAAAGCUCCUCAUAAAAGAGCAACAGCAAAUUUUUCAUUGUGAGAUUAUGCUGCUGUAAUAAAUCAUGAAUUCACCUUAACAGCUUUUACACACUUUGCCAGAGGCUUUUUGUAAGCUUACAAAAGGUAUUCUGUGGUAAUCUUAUUUUUAUCUUGAUAUUAUGGAAUAAUUUUCUUUUCAUGAUUUUGUGAGAAACUUUUCUUAAGCUGAAAGCCAUAAUCAUCACAAUGAACAGAAAUAAAAACAUGAAACCACA
This is a messenger RNA of Xiphophorus maculatus (southern platyfish), 4105 nucleotides long. Its product is annotated as actin-binding LIM protein 3-like. The coding region runs from base 403 to 2337 and encodes 644 amino acids. Gene Ontology annotation, molecular function: actin filament binding. NCBI's taxonomy places the organism in Eukaryota, Metazoa, Chordata, Actinopteri, Cyprinodontiformes, Poeciliidae. The transcript is spliced from 22 exons. Gene Ontology annotation, biological process: lamellipodium assembly; cilium assembly; cytoskeleton organization. Gene Ontology annotation, cellular component: actin cytoskeleton; stress fiber. The record is from RefSeq and is a predicted model, not a curated record.